Pyrus x bretschneideri (Chinese white pear) is the source of this 1442-nucleotide messenger RNA. RefSeq names its product fasciclin-like arabinogalactan protein 19. The record is from RefSeq and is a predicted model, not a curated record. The coding region runs from base 116 to 1183 and encodes 355 amino acids. Lineage: Eukaryota; Viridiplantae; Streptophyta; Magnoliopsida; Rosales; Rosaceae. The transcript has a single exon.
AAAGUUGUUACAACAAGAAUAAAAUCCCGCCAAAAACCAUUUCGUCCUCCCCUAACCGAUUCCUUCGUUUCCAGAUUGCUUGAUUCUUGCUCACUAGACUCACCACCACCAAUCAAUGGCUUCCAGCGUCCGUGCAAUCUCCCUCGCCGCCGUCCUCCUCCUUCUUGCUCUCAUCGCCUCCCCGAGCGGCGUCGUUUCACUCACUACCCGCGAGUACGAGUCGAUGCAGCGAGUGCUCCGCGGCCACGGCUACAACCUCGUCUGCAACGCAAUGGCAACCUCCGACCUCCAGUGGCUCCUCCUCACCCUCCCCGCUAACGCCUCCUUCACCAUCUUCGCCCCCACCGAUGCCUCCCUCUUCGCCCUCGAUAUGACGCUCCCCGCUUCCUCAUACACCGACACCCUCCGCUUCCACGUCGUCCCUCUCCGCCUCUCCCUCUUCAACCUCCGCUCCCUCGCCGCCGGCUCGGUCCUCCCCACUCUCCUCCCCUCCAGCGCUCUCCGCCUCGUCUCCACCCGCCCUCUCUCAGUCGGCGGAGUCGACGUUGUUUUGCCCGGACUCUUCUACUCCCGCCACGUUGCGGUUCACGGCCUCGGAGGCAUCGUCAGCCUCGCCUCUCUCGUUCCCUACAGUUCCCCCUCUCCGGUUCCCAAGGUCAAGCCCAUGGCCACUACUGAUGAUUCCAACCGUACGGAUCUCAAUCUCUAUCCGGUUCCCAAGGUCGAGCCCAUUGCCACUAUUGAUGAUUCAAACCGUACGGAUUUCAAUCUCUCUCCGGAAAUCGCACCGUCUCCGGUGACCACUGGAUCUCCAUCUUCGUCUCCCAAUGUAAGCCAAGAGAUCUCGCCGGCUUCCGUACCAGAGGACGAAAUUUCUCCGGCGGCUGCGACGGCACCGGCACAAUCGCCUUUAACGGCCGAUUCCGUGGCGGAGAGGGCUAGGGUUUUGUUGAUGGAGAUCAAUGCAAUUCCAGAUCGGGAGAAAUCGAAAGCGAUCUCUGACGCCGAUCAGAUCAUGGGCGGCGAGCCUCAACCGUCGAUGAUGAAAGAGCAACCGGAGGUUAUCAAUAAGCUGGAGAAAUGCGGAGCGUUGGAUGAGAUGGCCAUCGACUGCUUCGUGCCAGACGGCGCGACGGGGUUGGAUCACAGCAGCGUUCACCGCGUCGUUCGUGUUCUGACCUGAGGGAGGCUCCUCGCUCGGGCCCACCACAUCCGAUCGACACGUGGUAAAAUCUCGACGGUCUCUGAUGAUCUUGUACAAAGUUUACUUGACGUACAGCUGUGAUGAUUUCUGAAUAAAAUUCACAUGUCAGACAGACGUUACGCAUGUACGGAAUUCUAAUUUUUCUGUCGAAUUUUAUGUUUUGUUGCGGCGAUUUUCAGAAAGUGGAUCAAUUGAUACAUUGAGAUUUUCGAAUAUUGUGCAAAAAAAACAAAGAAAG